Molecule: messenger RNA, 1396 nt
Organism: Erythranthe guttata (spotted monkey flower)
Lineage: Eukaryota; Viridiplantae; Streptophyta; Magnoliopsida; Lamiales; Phrymaceae
Source: RefSeq, a predicted model, not a curated record
AGAGAGAGAGAGAGAGAGAGAGAGAGAGAGAGAGAGAGAGAGAGAGAGAGAGAGAGAGAGAGAGAGAGAGAGAACCUUUAUUAUUCUGAUUACCAACUUUCCAUAUCUUUGUGCUGCAGUUGAGCUAUGGAAUUCAAGUUUCAGCACCUUUUUGCAUUUCUUUCUGUGGUGGUAUUAGUUUGGAGCAGGGUGCAUGGGGCACUGCCUUCAGAGGAAUACUGGAAUUCUGUACUGCCAAACUCUCCUAUGCCUAGAGCUGUUCAAGAUCUAUUGACCCCAUCAUCAUCUGGCAAAAGCACAGCCGUCGGAGUAACUAAGGGUGGAGUCAAUGUCAACACCAAGCCAGGUAAGCCUGGCGGCACAGCUGUGAACGUGGGCCAUGGCAGAGUUGGGGUUCACGCCGGCAAGCCCGGCCGCCGCACUAACGUAGGCGUCGGCAAAGGCGGUGUAACCGUUGGAACCGGUACUCGAAAGGGCAAACCCGUUUACGUAGGGGUCCACCCGGGUCCAAACCCGUUUCAAUACCUGUACGCAGCCACAGAAACUCAGCUUCACGAUAACCCCAACGUGGCGCUUUUUUUCUUGGAAAAAGACUUGCACACUGGGAAAAAAAUGAACCUGAAGUUCUCCAAAGCAACACACGAGGCUACGUUUUUACCUCGACAAGUUGCCGAUUCGAUACCCUUUUCGUCGAAUAAGUUUCCCGAGAUUUUGGAUAAGUUUUCGGUGAAGUCUGGUUCGGACGAAGCUGAAAUAAUGAAGAAAACCAUUAAAGAGUGUGAGGAAAGUGGGCUGAAAGGUGAGGAGAAGUUUUGUGCAACUUCUCUGGAAUCCAUGGUUGAUUUCACCACCUCCAAGCUGGGGAAAAAUGUAAAGGCAAUAUCAACAAAUGCAGAAAAUAAUAAUGGAGACGAGGCGAGAGAGUACAUCAUAAAGGGGGUGAAGAAAUUACCGAGCGAGAAAGGUGCCGUGGUCUGUCACAGGCAGGAGUACGCGUACGCGGUUUUCUACUGCCACAAGACGGACGCCACGUCAGCAUACAAGGUGGCGAUGGUGGCGGCCGACGGGUCGAGGGCUGAGGCAGUGGCGGUGUGCCACCGCGAUACGGCGGCGUGGAACCCUAAGCACUUGGCUUUUCAGGUGCUUAAAGUGAAGCCUGGCACUGUACCUAUCUGCCAUUUUCUUCCAAAGGAUCACAUCGUUUGGGUUGCUCCCAAGUUCUAGAAAGUACUAUACCAGCUUUACGUGUGUGUAAGCGUGAUAUAUAGUCGUGGAUUGCAGUGUGUUGUAACAUACUAUCUAGUUGCAUACUAUUUAUAUGUAUGAUGUAAGGAUAUUAUGCAUGAGUGAAUACAUAAUAAAAUGGAUCAGAAGUUGAGUAUUUCAAUACACGAAA